Molecule: messenger RNA, 1747 nt
Organism: Oldenlandia corymbosa var. corymbosa
Lineage: Eukaryota; Viridiplantae; Streptophyta; Magnoliopsida; Gentianales; Rubiaceae
Source: the annotation of a GenBank genome assembly
CUCUCUGUUUUCCCCUUUUUAAACCACUGUCCCCUGUAUUCCCCCACCUCUCUGUUAUUUUUUCUCUCUCUAAAUGCUUUUGUUCCAUUUGUCUCUCUCUCUACAACUCAUUGAGUUUUCUGAGUCAAGAUUUUUGAACUCCGGUGGAUCAAAAUAAUGGUUCGACAGAAGAACGAUUUGUGUAUUUCUGUACCGACUUUUUUCCGGUGUCCGAUUUCAUUGGACGUGAUGAAGUCUCCGGUGAGUCUCUCCACCGGCGUCACCUACGACCGGAGUAGUAUCCAGCGGUGGUUGGACGGCGGCAACAACACGUGUCCGGCGACUAUGCAAGUCCUUCAGUCAAAGGACUUCGUCCCAAAUCACAAUCUCCAUCGGCUUAUCCAGAUCUGGUCGGAAUCGGUCAAUACUCGGCCGCCGGGGACCAGCGAGUCCGCCACCGCCGCCGUCAACUCGGUGACGCCGGCCGAAGCGAAUAUCAUCAUCCGGCAGCUCAAAAGCCUCAUUCCGAUCCUCGUUAAGGGGGAUAAUCUUCCGACCCAUGUGAAUAUCUUCCACCAAUCUUUAGCAAAGGUGAUCCUUUUCGCGAAAAUUUCGGAUGAGACUUCCAAUUUGGUUUCUUCUUCCGGGUCGGAACUCAUCCCGGCGAUUAUUUCCAGUUUCUGCAAACUUCCGUUGCAAAUUCAGGCAAACGAGAAUGUUUUCCAUCUGAUUCGCAUCCUAUUGAAGAAUUACAGGCGGGGGCGAGACGAGAUCGUCGUCGACGAAAAACUGGUUCCGACCAUGCUUAAAUUUCUUCGGCAGGGGAGUCAGGAAGUAAGAAUCUCCGCGGCUAAAUUGCUUAAAUUCGUGGCGGAAUCUCGGGAUGAGUACAAAACCUUGAUUUGCGAAAACGAAGAUGUCCUAAAGGAAUUAUUAAGAUUAACGAUGAUUAAUUCCGGCCAGGGUGAUCAAGAGACCACGGAAGAUUGCUUAACUUGUUUGCUGACGAUUUCCACCCCUAAGAAAAACAGAGCAAGAGUUGUUCGUUCCGGGGCGGUAAUUGUACUAACUGAAGCACUACACAAAGGCGAAUUGAAUGUGAAAUUGGUGGAAAAAGUACUGAAAUUGCUGGAAUUGCUAUCCACAUGUAAAGAAGGUAGAACAGAGAUCUGCAGGAACGAGAAAUGCAUCGAAGGGACAGUGAAGAAAGUGCUUAAGGUUUCAACGUUGUCAACGGAGCAUUCAGUGACGAUUCUAUGGAGUUUGUGUUGUUUGUUUCGGGAUCCAAAAGCUCAAGAAGCUGUGACCAAGAGUAAUGGGAUGGCCAAAAUACUUUUGUUGAUCCAAAGCAAUGUGUCACCGGCAGUGAGACAAAUGUGCAAUGAUUUGCUUAAGGUUUUUAAGGUUCAAUCCAGGACUUCUUGCUUGUCCAGCUAUGAUACCAAGACUACUCAUAUUAUGCCAUUCUGAUCAUUUUGUUAUUGUUCCCAAUGUAGAUUGAAUUGAUUGAUAGUAGAAGUUCUUUUUUUGUAAAUUUUUUUAAAGCAAAUUUUGCUGACAAGAUUACAUAUAUACAACAUGGUGAAAAGAUAGAGGAACAUUAAAUUCUUUUCAAAUUUUAAUUGGCCUUGUUCUUUUCAGAUAGUUUUGAUUUGAUGCAUGUCAAACCUACAGAGAAGCAUGAUUUUUUGGGCCCAAAUUAUUGCAGAUGUUUGACAGUAGUUUUUUUUUUUUUUUCUGACUUUCUGGAGGAGAUUUCCAAAAUAAC